Helobdella robusta is the source of this 700-nucleotide messenger RNA. RefSeq lists its product as hypothetical. Gene Ontology annotation, biological process: regulation of mitotic cell cycle. Bases 77 to 325 code for a protein of 82 amino acids. Gene Ontology annotation, cellular component: SCF ubiquitin ligase complex; cyclin-dependent protein kinase holoenzyme complex. The record is from RefSeq and is a predicted model, not a curated record. NCBI's taxonomy places the organism in Eukaryota, Metazoa, Annelida, Clitellata, Rhynchobdellida, Glossiphoniidae. Gene Ontology annotation, molecular function: histone binding; protein kinase binding; ubiquitin binding. The transcript is spliced from 3 exons.
CACGUUGACAGCGCGCCACAAAUUUGAUUCCGAUCUGUUUCAUUUUUUGCUCAAAUUCACUGCAAGUUCAGGAAAAAUGUCUCAAAAGGAUAUUUAUUAUUCCGAUAAGUACACUGACGAGUUUUAUGAAUACAGGCAUGUGAUGUUGCCCAAGGAAAUUGCAAAAUUGGUUCCAAAGAACCACCUGAUGUCAGAAGAUGAAUGGAGAGGCAUUGGGGUCCAGCAGAGCCAGGGAUGGCAGCACUACAUGAUGCACGGGCCUGAGCCACACAUCCUUCUGUUUCGUCGCCCCCUCUCAUUUGCUCAGCCACAGUUGCACAAAUAAAGAUGAAGACAUCUCGACCCUGUUCUAUUUAUUAUUUCAUAUUAUUACCAUAUUAUAAUUGGAAGAAUUAAUGAUUCUGCCAAACGACUGUUCUGUACAUAUAUUUUUUUGUCGUUUGCACUUGUAAUGGCUCUAUUUGUUUGACACCAAUGCUAAUUAAUUUUUCAAGUUAUUUUCAAUAAAGAUCUAUUAAAAGUGGAUUAAGCAAAUGUUAAUUAUCUUGGAAAUAUCAUUUUUGGUCAUCACUGACAAUUACAUGAACCUAACACUAUUGCAUUGAAAAUUCGUGUUCACAAUGGACAUUUUUGUAGAUGGAAUUUAACGAUUUGUGAUUUAUGUAUUUAAUGAAAUCAGAAUAGAAAAAAUUACAAAAAA